GGGCACCAGGCGCUAUUUCAGCGCGGCGCGUUCGAAAUGCAGCUCAUUCCACGCCAAAAUCACGUGAAUCCAAGCAUCAGCUUGCAUCGAUUCAUCCAACCGUCGAGGUCUAACAUUGUCGAACAGCGAACUAGUCUACCGUAGGAAUUCGCUCAAGCCAAACAACCAGAAAAAUCUGUUCCAUCGGCACCAAGAUGGAAAACGGCACGAUGACCCAGGGAGAGGGCAAAGACCCGACAAGCUUCCUCGGUGAGAUCAUCGGGAACAUGGUCACAGUGAAGCUGAACUCGGGAGUCAUCUAUAAGGGAGAGCUUCAAUCAGUUGACGGCUACAUGAACAUUGCCCUGGAGAAGGCCGAGGAGUGGGUUGCUGGUCAGAAGAAGCGAUCAUACGGCGAUGCUUUUGUCCGUGGAAACAAUGUCAUGUACAUCGCUGCUUCACCAUGAGACAGAUCAACAGGGUCAGACUUUAUCAAAUUUCAGCGAUUUAACCUUUUUUGGUUGGAUUUGCAACGGCUACUUUCUAUGAUGAAAACAAUUGCUUUUUCAAGUGGUGGAGAGGGUAGACAGCUCCUGCCGGCAAAGGCUACCACUUCACUCGAAACCUCCAAGUUUUGAGACAACCUCUAUUAUGAUACAAACACCUGUUGUAUGUACUCAAAGCCUAGCAGAAAAUCAACCUGCGGACAGCUGUGCAGCGACUGACUAAUAAUACCCACCAAUCUUAUCUGUCCAUGCAAA
Messenger RNA from Pyricularia oryzae 70-15, 740 nucleotides. Its product is annotated as U6 snRNA-associated Sm-like protein LSm6. Gene Ontology annotation, molecular function: RNA binding. Gene Ontology annotation, cellular component: nucleolus; P-body; sno(s)RNA-containing ribonucleoprotein complex. The coding region runs from base 195 to 446 and encodes 83 amino acids. Gene Ontology annotation, biological process: maturation of SSU-rRNA; mRNA splicing, via spliceosome. The transcript is spliced from 3 exons. The record is from RefSeq and is a predicted model, not a curated record. NCBI's taxonomy places the organism in Eukaryota, Fungi, Ascomycota, Sordariomycetes, Magnaporthales, Pyriculariaceae.